Molecule: messenger RNA, 2109 nt
Organism: Didymosphaeria variabile
Lineage: Eukaryota; Fungi; Ascomycota; Dothideomycetes; Pleosporales; Didymosphaeriaceae
Exons: 2
Coding region: 1-2109 (702 amino acids)
Cellular component (GO): nucleus; cytoplasm
Molecular function (GO): protein binding
Source: RefSeq, a predicted model, not a curated record
AUGCUCAGCGAUCCAGCAUGCAAAUUCGAUGCUGUCCUUUUCCACCUCAGCUCCAGGGACAUCGAGAUCGCUAUGAAGCCUGGAAAUCGCGUCAUCAAAGAGGAAGUGCGGUGUGGGCAUCCUAAGAAUCUUGGUAAGCUCGUGACCUUUGAUUUAACGUCGGAGCCUGGCAUGGAGAAGUUCUUCAAGUACCUGAAGAUGGAUCACAUGGUCAAGAUCCUACCGCCACACAAGCCAGAGCCACCGGUAGCUCCACCCGGCCAGCGCAUCUCUGUCAUGCCCGAACCCGCCAUACAUGCAUUCUUCCUGGAGGAUCCCGAGUAUAUCGACAACUUGGGUCGUGAUCCAAUGCAGCAGAAUAAGAUUUGGUUGAUUGAAGAUGCUGAAGAGCGCGUCGAGAAGCUUAGAGAAGUGUUAGAAGAGUACCCGAAGCAGAAGCAUAGACGCGAGAUGCUGUGCGCUGCAGCCGGUCGAGGCGAUGAAGCGAUUGUGCAGUUUUUUGUUGGUUCUGGGAUUAGGGUUCAGCCGGAUGUGGAGAAAGCGCUGGAAGAAGAGAAGGAGAAUGGUGACGCUGGAGACGUCGAUGAUGACGGGAGUAUACCGGAUAAAGACGAUCCUGCGAUCUCGCCGUUACAUGCGGCGGUCAUGAACAGUCAUGUUGAGUGUGUCAAGAUUUUCCUGGAGAGUGGCGUGGAUAUCGAAUCCCGUGAUGAAUAUGGAAGAACGCCACUGAUUGCGGCUGCUGCUGUGUCGCAGCCGGGUAUGAUUACAUACCUGCUCGGACAAGGCGCAGAUUCCACGGCAAGGGCGAACGGGAAGACUGAGAGAGCAACGCAGUUUAUGGGCAAUUGUAUAAACGCGAAUGCGCUCGAGGUAGCGGCUGGAUCUGGAGACCUUCAAACAGUCAAGCUGUUGCUGGAACAUCCCUUUCCUGGACCUACCAGAAAGAGGAAGGACCGAGAGGACGAAUCGACUGGCGUCUUAGUGACACCUCUAGCUAUCAAGAGAGCAGCGGCCGGGAGUUUCGAGGUUUUGACGCUGUUGCUCGAGGAGGGCGGUUACCCUACCGAGGAUAAGGAUGGGAAAAUAGCGACAGAUCUUCUCAACUACGAGCAGAAGAAUACUCUCGAGGUUGCUAUGUCCUGGGCAGCGGAGGCAGGAGAUUUCCAGUCCCUAAAGCUGAUGCUCAAGUACAAAUACCCGACGGACGAGCAUGGCAACAUUCUACCUUUCGAGGUACCUCAAGCACUACAAAGACAAUUCGUAUACGGUGCCUACAACGCCAUGCGUCUCAACCGGCCCGAAAAGUUCGAAUUCAUCAAAAGUCUCGGCGUAAAAGAGCACGACACAAUGUCUCUCGACAAAUUACCCCUAGGCCAAAACUUCAACAUCCAGCACCUAUUCGAGCGAGCCGUAGAAGCAGGCUCACUCAACUGCGCCCGCCUCAUGAUCGAGAAGUACGCCGCAGACCCAAACACCCACCGCCUCCCUCCCGGUACCAAACCUCUGUACAAAGCAGCCGCAAACAACCGCACCGAAAUGGUGAGAUACCUUCUCGAGAACCACAGCAUGAAUAUCCAACUAGGAAGUGGACGCUACGCAUCUGGCCCAACUCCGCUGUGGAUCGCCAUCAGCCUUAAAGCGCUCGGCAGUAUAGCGCUACUCCUGGAGCACGGCGGCCCAGUAGACUACCUAGACGAAGAGCUCAAGCACAUAACAGCCCCAACGACGGCUAUCUUACGCAUCCAAGUCAAGACUCGCCCCGAGGUACGGCUUGAGACAGUCUCAAGCGCGCAAGGCUACGUCGACGCCGCGCGCAGCGACUUCCGCAAUAUGAACCCGCCUCAUGUACGCUUGGAGCUCGGUCCCGAAGACGUACAUUGGAUUCGCAAGAUCCAGCUUAGGUGGGGUGAUGAGCGGCUUAGGGAAGAAGGCGGGAAUGCACGCGAGCUUAACGAGCGGGAAGGUGUGGAGUUGGAGGGCCUUGAUGAGGGGGAUGUAAGGUGGAAGAUUGUGGGGAUACCUACGGUUAAGGAGAGGGAGGAGGAGCUGGAGACGGAUUGGGAUUUGAUGCCGAGGUUUGUGGCUGCUUUUGAGUGGGCGGGGUAG